UUAACUAAAUUUCAGCAUUCAAUCGCAAACCCUCCGUCCACACAAUUUGAACGUUUUCUCUUUUUCCUUCGCCGAGUGUUUCCGCUGCGCCGCCGCCGCCUCCGCCGUCACCGCGACGAAGGUCGCAGAUUUUUCUAGAAGCCAAGGCGUUUGAUCGUUCUUUUCCUAUUGCUUGAAUUUUCGGAGGAAGGGGUUGGAGAGGGGAAAUUCGAAGAGGUGAAGGGAUUACCAGGUAGGGUUUGCUAAACGAUGCCGAAGGGGGAGAAAUCUGGGCUCGGGAGGGCUCUGGUGAAGCACCACAACCAGAUGGUGCGUGAAUCGAAGGAGAAAGGGAUGUACUACAGGAGCCAGCAGAAGAAAUUCCUGGAAUCCGUGACGGAGGUCAGCGACAUCGAGGCUGUCAUCGAGCAAGCUGAUGAGGCACACCGCCUUUAUUCAGCUCUCAAUCCUCCGGGAACAAUCCCCAUCAAUUUGGAUUCUGCUUCUAGCACAAGUGAGAUGUCAUCUGAGGAAAGACGGGAGCAACAGAAGAAAGAGGAGGCAUUGCAUGCGAGCAGCCUUCGAAUUCCUCGCAGGCCGCCAUGGAAUGCUAAAAUGUCUGUAGAAGAACUUGAUGAGAAUGAAAGAAGGGCUUUUAUUGAGUGGCGCCGCAAUCUUGCAAGGCUCGAGGAGAAUGAAAAUUUAGUUCUCACUCCAUUCGAGAAGAACCUUGAUAUUUGGAGACAACUUUGGAGGGUGCUUGAGCGCAGUGACCUGCUUGUGAUGGUUGUUGAUGCAAGGGACCCUCUCUUUUACCGUUGCCAUGAUGUAGAGGCCUAUGCACGGGAGAUUGACGAGCACAAAAAGACUAUGCUUCUUGUCAACAAGGCCGAUCUUCUACCACAUUCUGUUAGAGAAAAAUGGGCUGAAUACUUUCGACAACAUGGAAUUCUCUUCGUCUUUUGGUCGGCCAAGGCUGCUUCUGCUGCUUUAGAUGGAAAAGACCUCCGACUCUCAUCACAAAUGCAAAGGAGUCGUCACCCUGAGUCAGCUGAUACUAAAAUAUACGGCAGGGAUGAACUACUUUCUCGGUUGCAGUCUGAAGCCGAGGAGAUAGUUUCAACUAGACGUAAAUCCAGGCCGGACACUGCCUGUUCAUCCGACCCUCAUUCCGAUCGCCUGGGUCAUGGCGUUGUCGUGGGGUUUGUUGGAUACCCCAAUGUAGGAAAGAGUUCCACCAUAAAUGCUUUGGUAGGCGAAAAGCGGACAGGCGUAACCUCGACUCCUGGGAAGACAAAGCAUUUCCAGACACUGAUAAUUUCUGAAGAACUCACGCUCUGCGAUUGCCCUGGAUUGGUUUUCCCCUCCUUCACUAGCUCCCGGUACGAAAUGAUCGCUUCUGGAGUUUUACCGAUUGAUCGAAUGACGGAACACCGGGAGGCCGUCCAGGUUGUUGCAAACCGUGUCCCUAGGCCCGUCAUCGAGGACGUCUACCGAAUCUCUUUGCCCAAGCCGAAGGUGUACGAGCCACAGUCCCGUCAACCUUCCGCAAUUGAGCUUCUGAGAACGUACUGUGCUUCCCGCGGAUACGUUGCUGCCGGAGGACUACCCGACGAAACCAGAGCUGCCCGACAAAUUCUGAAGGACUACAUCGACGGCAAGCUCCCGCACUAUCAAAUGCCGCCGGGAACAACUUCAGACGUCGAAAACGAACCCGAGGACACAGAUGAGGUACGCGAAUUGACAGACAACGAAGACACUACAGCGACGGAGAAGAACCAUGUGUCGAAUAUCGAACACGCGCUGAGCGACCUGAACUCGUUCGACCUCAGCAACGGAUUGGCUGCCGGAAAAGCAACUGCGAGUAAAAAACUGGCGGCUGCAGCCCAUAAGCAGCACAAGAAGCCUCAGAGGAAGAAAGACCGGUCGUGGAGAGUCGGGAACAACGAAGACGAUGGGAUGCCGGUUGCCCGGGUUUUCCAGAAACCGGUGAAUUCUGGGCCUUUGAAACUGUAAUGAAAUUACCUCUCCUUGCGAACUCUUGUUUUGAUGGCUAUUUUAAUCUAUAGUUUCCUCAUUUUGUUUUAUACGUACUAAGGAGAUGUUUUAAUUUUGUUGUACUAUAUAGAAGAAGGUACUUUAUUUUGAA
Messenger RNA from Andrographis paniculata, 2128 nucleotides. Its product is annotated as GTPase LSG1-2-like. Lineage: Eukaryota; Viridiplantae; Streptophyta; Magnoliopsida; Lamiales; Acanthaceae. The record is from RefSeq and is a predicted model, not a curated record. Bases 250 to 1995 code for a protein of 581 amino acids. Gene Ontology annotation, cellular component: cytosol. Gene Ontology annotation, molecular function: GTP binding; GTPase activity. The transcript has 7 exons.